Messenger RNA from Scatophagus argus, 2158 nucleotides. RefSeq names its product fibroleukin. The transcript is spliced from 6 exons. Bases 393 to 1664 code for a protein of 423 amino acids. The record is from RefSeq and is a predicted model, not a curated record. NCBI's taxonomy places the organism in Eukaryota, Metazoa, Chordata, Actinopteri, Scatophagidae.
UCCAUGUCAGACAGCAAAGAGUGCCGCAGUUAUCUGGGAAUCUGAGUGAAAGCAACCUCACUAACAGAGAGCGCGAGAGAGAGAGGAAGACCAUGAGCGAGAUGGAAUAAGGACAAAAAAAGAAAGAAGAGGAGGAUGAAAGCAAGACAGACAAGGGAAAAAAUAGAAAGAUCUAAACAAAAAGGUCAGGUUAGCAAACACUUUGCACCUGAGGAGGCAGUGAUUGAGAUAUAAAGGAAAGGGAAGUGAAAGUUGCUGUGAAUCAUCCAUAACAAAAGGACAACCAACUUUUAACUCUGACAAAGGAGGAUUUCGUCCUUGAGGAAAACGUGUAUCACUGCCCAGGAUCUUAAGACAAACGUCAGGACAAGCUUGGCUUUCCACAUUUUCCCAUGAUCCCAUUAGGUUCUCUUGGUUUGCUCCCCCUGCUGUCUCUGUUUGUGGGAGCGCUGCUGUCCUCAGAUGCAUCUCUGGCCUGCACACACCCUCCUUGCAGGGAUAAUCUGGUGGCUGCACCCAUCCAGCCUAGCUCGGGAGCAGGAGAGGGUACCGGGGCCUGUGAGGGUCAAACCGGGACAACAGCCUGCAGGAGGGGGGUCUCACUUCCAGCCAUUUCAGAUCUUCCUCAGAGGGCAGAGCACAGACGAAAUUUCCCCCAAGCCCAGCCUAAGACUGGUGGAGUCAAAGAGCGUCUGGUUCAGCUGCAGCACUGCAUGCACUCUCUUCAAGAAAAAGGAGGCCCCUGGAGCAACGGGGGGCAAGAGAGCAACUCUCUAGGGGCCAUUCUGGCACUAAUGGCAGCUGUACUGACAGAGUGUGACCUCCACUGUCACAGCCAGGCUCUUGGGGCAAUGGCCAAACGACUGGAGAGCGCAGCCGUGGGAAGAGAGGGGGAAAAAGACCUGCUGCUUUUCUUGAAGAGCAUCACACAAUAUACACCCACAGUUGCUCCCUUGGAGAGGUUACAUCCUCAGGACUGUGCAGAGAUUUACAAGCUCGGGAUCAAAGAGAAUGGAAUCUACACCAUCCAACCUGACCUGCACAGGCCGGCAUUGGAGGCUAAAUGUGACAUGGAGACGGCGGGCGGCGGGUGGACGGUGAUCCAGAAUCGGCAGGACGGCACGCUGGACUUCAACAGGACAUGGCAGGAAUACCAGGAGGGAUUUGGGAGUCCACAGGGAGAGCACUGGUUGGGGAACGCAGCACUGCAUGUCCUCACCUCCACUGGCCAACACCAACUACGCAUCGAGCUGGAGGACUGGCACCAGCAGAAGCGCCAUGCUACCUACAACAACUUCAAAGUGGCCUCAGAGGCACAGAGGUACCGUCUAACGGCGCGGGAAUACUCUGGCGAUGCAGGCAAUGCACUGAGCUACAGCAAACGUUACAACCACGACGGAAGAUCCUUCAGCACUUCUGACCGAGACCACGACCGUUACGCAGCUGGGAACUGUGGUCAGUACUACGGCGCAGGCUGGUGGUUCGAUGCUUGCCUGGCAGCUAACCUGAACGGACGGUAUUACCGUGGGCGCUACAGUGGGGUGACCAACGGUAUCUACUGGGGGACAUGGUACAUCCUGACAGACGGUCGAACUGGAGAACGCUACUCCUUCAAGAGGGUGGAGAUGAAGACGAGACCCAGGAGCUUUGUAGGAGCAUCCUAAAGAUAACAAUGAUGACUAUAAGUAACUAUAAACACCACAGUUAUGCAUUGGUUUUCUGUGUGGACAUCACUCUGUUUAGAGCAGCUAUCAUGUCACUUAGCAAUAACAUGCAGAUGGCAGCUAAUAGAUAACCUUCACUUGCACUCCCUAUUGCAAUAUUCUUUUGUUGAUUUAAGGGACAUCUCUCUAUGAAACCUAUAUACUGCUGUAACAGUGAAACAAAGAAAGAAAAUGCUUGUAGAAGUUCUUGUAAUAAAUUUCCCAGAAUCUUUAUUGUACAUUGACAACAAAGAAAUCAUUUUAUCUGGUACUAUGCCUGGUGUGUCAACAUGCAAUCGGUGUUUACACUUAGAGGGUGGUUUUAUUAAAAUGCCACAGCCCAGUGUGUUCAUAAACGUGACCCUGCAAGAAUGCAUGGAUUAACCCUCAGAGUUCAUUUGUUCAUCUACCUGCCUAAGCUCAGUGAUCUAUCAAAGAUGUCAGAUGACCUAAAA